UCUGACUUGUACGUCUCAAAGCAGUCAGGUCCUGUUUUCUCAGCUCUCACUUGCUGCGAUUUGCUGACAGCACUGGGUAACAGUCUCUCUCUCUCUCUCUCUCUCUCUCAUCCACAUUUAUUCUGUCCACUGCUUGCAUCAAGAAGCUCUUGGUUUGCCGUCCUCUCCUGCUCUCCUUCAGGAUAUAUUCUUCUUCUUCACAUCUGAGCAUAUUCCGUUUUUUCGACCCUGCUUUUCUUCCGAUCUCUUGGAAUGUGGCACUCUUUGGCUUUUACUCUGUUUGGGAUCUCUUCUCUGAUCCAAGUGUCACUACAAGGACCGCACCAGAGGACCCUCUUAAAAAACCUCCUGAAGGACUAUAACCGCAUGGAGAGGCCGGUCGCCAAUGAUUCUCAACCCCUCACUGUUUUUCUCUCGAUGAGCUUGGUCCAGAUAAUGGAUGUGGAUGAGAAGAAUCAGAUACUGACCUCCAAUAUCUGGCUUAACAUGCAUUGGUAUGAUCACUAUCUACAGUGGAACCAGUCCGAGUAUCCAGGAGUCAAAAACCUUCGUUUCACCACAGAGCAAAUAUGGACCCCUGAUAUUCUGCUCUACAACAGUGCAGAUGACAAGUUUGAUUCUACCUUUAAAUCUAAUGUGGUGGUGAACUCCAGUGGCUAUUGCACCUACCUGCCCCCAGGUAUCUUUAUGAGUACGUGUAAUGUGGACGUACGUUGGUUUCCAUUUGACAUCCAGACGUGUAAGCUUAAAUUCGGCUCAUGGACGUUUGAUGGAUGGCUACUGGAUCUCCAAAUGAAUGAGGCUGAUAUCUCUGGCUACAUGCCCAACGGAGAGUGGGACCUCGUGGGUGUGCCGGGCACAAGAAACGAAUUGUACUACGACUGCUGUAAGGAGCCUUUUCCAGACGUGACCUUUGUGGUGACCAUUCGCAGACGGACCCUGUACUACGCCUUGAACCUACUCGUUCCCUGCGUUCUCCUCUCAUCCAUGACCCUGCUUAUUUUUCUGCUGCCUGCUGACUCUGGAGAAAAGAUUUCACUAGGUAUUACUGUGCUACUCUCAUUAACAGUCUUCAUGCUAUUGGUGGCAGAGAUCAUGCCAGCAACCUCCGACUCCAUCCCGCUGAUAGGGCAGUACUUCGCCAGUAUAAUGAUCAUUGUUGGAAUGUCAGUUAUUGCAACGGUGGUUGUGCUGCAGUAUCACCAUCAUGACCCCAAUGGAGGAAAUAUGCCAAAAUGGGUUCAGCUAGUCUUGCUACAGUGGGUGGCCUGGUUUUUGCGUAUGAAGCGUCCUGGUGAAAGUGAAGACCCAGAGCGUCCUCCCUGUACCCCCUACUUACGCCGUUGUUCUUCGGGAUCCCAGAGCGGCAGCCUUCCGAAUCCUCCCGGUUCCACUUCUGCGGACCUGCACCACCACCAUCACCACACAUCUUCCACGCUGCAUCCGCUUCAUCCCCAAAGCCUCCUGCAGGCCGCGGCAAUUGCCGGACACACCCACCAUCUCCACAACCAGACCAACAGUGCCAACAAUAACGGCAACCUCCUCUACAUUGGCUUCUCAAGUCUGGACGAAGCCUCGCCGCCGCCCCUGCUUGCUGAGUCCGUGCAAAGAAACAGCGUGUCCGGUGGCCCACGUCCCGUAGUAACAUCGCCUCCAGCGGUCGGCUCCAGCCCGCCACCUCACCUGCCCUCUCAGUUCUGCAGCCCUCCGCCCCCUCCGACGCCCAAUAUGGAGGCCACCGGAUGCCCGAGCACUGUGUCUGGUGGUGGGGGUGGAUGUUCUUGUUCAGGGACCAGUGGCGGAGGAGACCCACAGCUUCAGGCAAUUUUAGAAGAGGUACGGUUCGUUGCCGAUAGGUUUCGUGGACAGGACGAAAGCGAAAUCAUGACCGAACAAUGGAAGUUUGCCGCAGCGGUAAUCGAUCGACUUUGUCUGGUGGCGUUUAGCGUUUUCAACAUCAUCUGCACCAUCUCCAUUCUCAUGUCAGCACCAAAUUUUGUGGAGGCCGUUUCUAAGGAUUUCAUCUGAUUAGUUGGUGAAUUCUGAAGAGAACAGAUACUGGAGUUUGAUCGUAAACGGGAAAUAUUUGGCUACCCAAAACAGCGAAAUAACGUUUUCCAAAACUUUAACUUUUGGAAUAUUCCAAGUGACCCUAACAUCUGGGAAAUGAAAGCUUUUGAUUGGCUGGCGCCCUUGUACUCUGGACAUGUGGGCAUCUCAAAAACUGAACUAUGAUGUGUGCUGAAAUCUAAAGAACACAAAGUGUUUGCAAAUGAAGAGGGGAACAAUUCACUGUGGGGUAAGGUUUUCUAAACUCAAGAUUUGAAUUACAAACCAAACAUGUAGAUUGAUAAUGACAAUGACUUUGAGCUGUGUCAACCUGAUCUGACACGCUACAGGUACUGUAUUGGUAGCCAGCUUUAACGUUUUAAAUUAGAGCAGCGCAAAGCCACUUGAUGUCAAAAUAUAUUUUGGUAAAGUUCAUCAAUUUGUAGGUGAGGUUGACUAAAGCGAACAAGGAGAGAUAUCAGAAGCAAAAGCGUAUUGAAGUGAAGGGCUGGCAUUGAUUUGUUCGAAGGACAGGAAGAACACACAGUUGGAGAAUUGCAUUCGUACCUGCAGCAGGGUUUAAGUGGUUUUGAUAAUGGAGAGAUAGUGACAGAUGCAAUAUAACUGACAUGGGCAGAGAUACAGAAUGAUGGAGGGAUUAGGACAUGAAGUCAAAGGAAAAACAAUGAGAAUGAUAGACAAAAUAAGACAACGUAUUAGACAAAAUGAGGCCGGCUCAGUGCAAAAUGAAAGAUGAAUGGACUGAAAAACUGGUUUAGACAACCGGAUAAGAAAAUAAAAGAAUGAUAGGGGAAUUAUAGAGGGAUGGAUAGAGACAUACAGAUCAGGCAGUAGGGGGUAAUUGAGACUCAGCAACAUUUUCUGGCAGGAGCAAGAAUAGCUUCACUGUUGGAGAGAAAUAGCGCAUUUGAUCCCCCCACCCCAAAAAAGCGAAACCAUGACGGCAUCAGUCACUCAAAAGGCAGGAAGACAAGAACACAGUGCAGAUAGGAAGUAGAAGAGAGAGCGUAAGAACAAAGAGCAAUAAUCCUGAUGUAAUGGGGAAAGGCACAAAGACAGUAGAGAUAUGGAUAAAAUCUCUCUCCAUGUGUUUCUAAAAAAAGAAGAGAUGAGAACAGUGGUAUAAUCACAGCAAACGUGUACAGAUUCUCUACUGUCAUUUCAAACCAUGGCGUUUCUCGUUCUCAAAAAUUAAUAUAAAGCAGAGUGUUACUAUCUGUGUUAACCUUGCCUUUGAGUAAAUCAGUAAAUGGUGAAUGUUGAAAAUCACUUCAUGGGCACAGUUUUCUUUGCUGAAAGUUGAGGUGGGACAAAUUAAAGAGCUUGUCGACUUUUUUUUAAAAAUAGCCAAUAUCAUUUAGUUCACAUUACAACCAUAAAUAUGACUUAGUUAAGACUUGCUAUUGUUAAAAGUAGGUGUCUUAUACAUUUACAUUUAUGCAUUUGGCUUUUAUCCAAAGCAUCUUACAGUGCAAGGUAUACUUGUUUUAAUCUGUGUGUGUAUGUGUGUCUGUUCCCUGGAAAUCGAACCAAUGACAUUUUGCAAUGCUAACGCAAUGCUUUACCAGUUGAGCUACAGAAACACAUUCUAAAAAAUUCUAGUGUAGUUAAAGUGCACUAAAAUAAAGAUGAACUUUGACAGUGUUUACCUGCACCCUCAUAAUGUGAUUAUAAUGAGAUUCAGGCAUUAUUGCGAUUAAACUUUACACGAUACUUUUAUUAAAAUGUGAUUAAUAAUUGCAGUAAAAUAUGUGGUGCAUGCCAAUUUUAAUAACACUUCAAUUGCAUUUAUUCAACUCUGAAGUGUGCAUAUGCUUAUGAAAUAUACGGAUGUUGUGCAUUCGUACACGUGGCAUCAAAGAUGGCAUCACAUUUUUGGGGUGUUCAAGUUCAUGACAUGAACUUUAAAUGCAAUAUAUUGAUAGCCGAAAACAUUGAAAUAUAGACAUUUUCAGUGUUGGGGAAAGUUACUUUUAAAAGUAAUGCAUUACAAUAUUAAGUUACUUCCUAAAAAAAGUAACUAAUUGUGUUACUUAGUUACUUUUCAUGGAAAAUAAUGCUUACGUUACUUUAAGUUUCUUUUGCGUUACUUUUUCUUACUUGGCUAAGACUUGAUCUCUUUCAGGCCUUGCAGGUGUUUUUAUGAUCGCAAAAAAUGUCAAGCUCUGAUCUCUAUUUCUUAAUUCUACGUUAAUAUGUUCAGUUUAAUUCAGUACAUUAUUUUAUUUUUAAAUUGAACUAAUUCCACUGAAAAGUAUCUCACGUAUUUUUUAAAAGUAACUAUAUUAUUAUUAUUAUAUAAAUAUUAUUGUGUACAUUUAUAAAGUAAUGCGUUACUUUACUCGUUACUUCAGAAAACGUAAUGCACGUUACUUGUAAUGCAUUACCCCAACACUUGACAUUUUAGGCGUGUCACCAAGCACGUUGGAAGAGUUUGAUGGUGGCAUAUUUUAAAAAAUAUCACAACCAGUGGCUCUAACCAUGCCAUACUUCCACAUAUGUAAUGUAAUGAGUAAACAUGAGUUAAGAGGUUUGCUCAUGCCAUAUAAACAUCUAAUGGAGAUUAAGUCCUUACUCUGAUUACUGGAAAUAAUCACAUUAUUGGUGCACAUGUAAACAUAAUGAAUGUUAACAGACAUGGACUAUUAGCCACCGACUGCUAAGAGACAUGGACUGUUGGCCACAUGCCAAUAUUUAUUUAGUGCCAUUACUAGUUUGGACGGUUUUUCAACAAAUUGAAGACAAUUUUAUUCGAUGUUGCCAAAAUUUACAUCACCUUUACGAUGCAAAUAUCUACAAGGUCAUUUGAUAGUUUGAUUGGCCAAAAGGUGAUUUUAAAGUGGUUAUUGUGUUGUUGAACUGGGGUCCUGUGUGUAACAAAAGGCGGUGAUUUAAUAGGCCUGGCAAUUUAAAGAAAUACAGUUGUGGAUAAACAAUUUACACUGAAGAAUUUUCCUCAGAGUAAUAACCACUUAUGCUAAAGUAUGUUAAUGUUUGACACUAAAUGUACUGUAUACACUGUAAAUCUUUAGGAUAAACCACAUAGGAAAUUCAUGGGAAGAUGUCUUUGGCGAUAGCAUAUGCUGCAGUAUAAAUUGUGGAAAUUAAUCCUAAUAAUGUAGUCUGGUGGUAUUGCCAAAGACUGCUGUUGACUGUCAUUCACUUAAAAAAUGCCAGAAAAAUCUCAUUUUAAUGGGGGACCAAAUUUCUCUCUGUCUCAUUCACUCUCUCUCCUUUUGCUCUCUGACUCAGACACAAAUCAUUUCCCAUCUUUGAAUAAAGUAUUCUUUUCAAAUAUGCAGUCUGAGCUUCGUAAUUUUAUGUCAAGGCUGUUUCCUAAAUGAGGAAAAUGACUGAGACCGGAAAAUUAAAGCGGGAAACGUGUGACAGCGCGGGAAACGAGGCGACCGUAGAGCGAGAGACGAGAAGCUGAGGCAGACGAAGAGGAAAUCGAGAAGCGAGAAAAUGCUGACGCGUGGUCCCUGCUGGACAGGGUUUUAAUUGAUGACACUCAUUCAUAAGGGAGGGAUGGAGGUAUAGCGAGGGAGGGUGGAAGGUUAAUGUGGGAGUGUGGUGUACUGCCUAUGGGCGGAUUUACGAGAGAGAGA
Molecule: messenger RNA, 5678 nt
Organism: Misgurnus anguillicaudatus (oriental weatherfish)
Lineage: Eukaryota; Metazoa; Chordata; Actinopteri; Cypriniformes; Cobitidae
Gene: chrna11
Product: cholinergic receptor, nicotinic, alpha 11
Biological process (GO): monoatomic ion transmembrane transport
Cellular component (GO): postsynaptic membrane
Molecular function (GO): acetylcholine-gated monoatomic cation-selective channel activity; transmembrane signaling receptor activity
Source: RefSeq, a predicted model, not a curated record